AUGCAGGACGCCUGGACUACUCGCAAAACUGAGGAGAUCCAAGGCUACGCGGACCGCAACGAAUGGAAGAACUUCUUCUCUGCGAUCAAAGCUGUUUACGGUCCGCCGACGAAUGGCACUUCUUCUCUCCUCAGCGCCGACGGCAACACUCUCCUGACUGAGAAGACGCAAAUCCUGCAGCGAUGGGCCGAGCAUUUCCGAGGCGUCCUCAACCGCCCCUCCGUCAUCUCCGACGCCGCCAUCGAGCGUUUGCCGCAAGUUGAGACCAACGUGGACCUCGACCUCCCGCCAUCUCUCCAGGAGACCAUCAGGACCGCGCAGCAGCUCUCUAGCGGUAAAGCACCCGGAUCGGACGCAAUCCCUGCUGAGGUUUACAAGCACGAAUGUCCCCAACUGAUGGAUCACCUGACUGCGCUCUUCCAAGAGAUGUGGCGUCAAGGUGAAGUCACGCAAGAUUUCAAAGACGCAACCAUCGGGCAUCUCUACAAGCGCAAAGGAAAUCGCCAAGUCUGCGACAAUCACCGCGGCAUCUCCCUGCUGAACAUCGCCGGGAAGAUCUUCACCCGCAUCCUUCUCAACCGCCUCAAUAACCAUCUGGAACAGGGCCUUCUGCCGGAAAGCCAAUGCGGCUUCCGUCGUCAUCGUGGACCACGGAUAUGA
This is a messenger RNA of Spirometra erinaceieuropaei, 660 nucleotides long. NCBI's taxonomy places the organism in Eukaryota, Metazoa, Platyhelminthes, Cestoda, Diphyllobothriidea, Diphyllobothriidae. The record is from the annotation of a GenBank genome assembly.